Messenger RNA from Darwinula stevensoni, 2608 nucleotides. NCBI's taxonomy places the organism in Eukaryota, Metazoa, Arthropoda, Ostracoda, Podocopida, Darwinulidae. The record is from the annotation of a GenBank genome assembly.
UUUUCAGAUAAAGCCUGUAAAGAAACUUGGGACUGGUGAUUUUCAUGUGCCAUAAAGAAGUCAACUAUCGAAGUCCAUGAACUCAGAUGAAGUCAUUGAGGGUUCUGAUUGUAACAUGGUUCGAAAACCAGACACAGCAGAAUUGAUGGACUUGAGAUUUAGACGCUGUAAGUCUGUAACUAGGGCAGAAGAGAUCCAAUAUGAGGAGCAGAAAAUCCGCAAAGCCCAGCCUGAUCACCCAUGUCACCAGCCAAGGGACUCCCUCUUCUCCUGGUCAUCUGGCUUCCAUGAUUUCACUGGGUUCAUGAACUUGAGUUUCCUACUCCUACUCCUUGGUGGUCUCCGACUAUUCUUGGAGAACAUCAUUAAGUAUGGAAUCCGAAUAGACCCAUCACAAUGGCAGGUGGUGUUGAUGAGUCAAUCCAGUGAAUUCCAGAACCAGUAUCCUUCCUUGUAUCUUCUUACUGGAAGUCAUAUUCAAGUGCUUUUCACUUUGGGAGUGGAGAAGCUUCUUGCUGGUGAAUGGUUAGGAGAGAGACUGGGUCUUGUCCUCCAUGUGAUAUCUCUUUUGGUGUUUGUGACGAUUCCUAUUGUAGUCAUCAACUUCAUCUCACCCCAUGACUACAGCAUGUUGGGUGCGACUGCAGUGUGCACAGUGUACUGCAUCCUGUUCUUAAAGCUCUGGUCAUUCGUUCAUGUGAAUUCAUGGUGUCGGGCAGCUGAGAGGAAGGGUAGUCGUCACAGACACAAGCGAAGGCGCUCACUCUCCAUCAAUGUGGCCUCAGGGAAGAUGGCAGAUGGACCCCAUGGGCAGCAGGAGCUGGUGAAAUACCCUGAUAAUCUGACCCUAAAAAGCAUCUACUAUUUCAUCUGUGCCCCUACUCUUUGCUAUGAACUCAACUUCCCUCGUAGCUCACGCAUUCGCAAAAGAUUUCUAUUGAAGAGGAUACUGGAGGUGAUCAUUGGUCUCAAUGUCAUCCUAUCACUCUUCCAGCAAUGGAUCAUCCCAAGUGUGAAAAACUCCCUUAUCCCCUUUUCGCAAAUGGACCCUCUUCGGGGUGCUGAGAGACUGUUGAAACUUGCUGUACCAAAUCACCUCCUCUGGCUGAUAUGGUUCUACCUGUUCUUCCAUGCAUUUUUCAACAUGAUUGGAGAGCUGACAUGCUUUGCAGACAGGAAUUUCUAUGGUGACUGGUGGAAUUCAGAGAAUUUGGGCCACUUCUGGCGGUCUUGGAACCUCCCUGUCCAUCGCUGGGCUCUCAGGCAUUUGUACACUCCAUUGACUCAGAUGGGGUUUGGAAGGUUCCAGGCAUCAGUGGCUGUGUUUUUUCUCAGUGCCUUCUUUCAUGAAUACCUGGUCAGUGUCCCACUACGCAUCUUUAAAGUGUGGGCUUUCACCGGCAUGAUGUCUCAGCUCCCAUUAUCACAGCUGAGCCUGUGGAUAGAGAAGAAAUUUGGUGGCCGUUGGGCAAAUGUCAUGGUGUGGGCUUCAGUCAUCUUGGGCCAGCCUCUCUGCAUCAUGAUGUACUACCAUGACUACAUAAUUGUACACUUUGGACCUGAUCUCCUUGAGCAGUUCUCAAAGUUAUGAAGUAAUGGGAAGAAAAGCAACCAAUGUUUGGAUACACAUGUGAACCAUGACUCAGGAACAAAAUCUGCUACUGGAAAUUGGGCAUUUUAAAUCUUUCCCUGUGGUACCCGUGAUGCUGUCUUUUAUGAGCUUCUUGUCCUGAGUUACCAAAGUCUCCUAUUGAUAAGUGUUUUGUUAAAACCCAGUCAUCUUUGUCCUUAACUCUGGAAUUCUAUCAAUUUUGCAUAAAUUCAUGGUUUUUUUUUCCCAAAUUGCAUACAGCAUCUCCUUACCAACAUACAUGUUGCACUAUCCCUGAAAAGUGAAGUUAUUGAGCAUUGAUAUUCUUCAUUUGGUGAGCAUGGUGGAAUGACACCGUUUUGCAUGAAAGUAAGAUUACUUGCAAUUUUGAGAGCAUUUCCAAGAAUUUGAUUGAUUUACUUCUUCAAAGGAAAAAAUUAUAAAAUAUUAAGUCACCUGAUCUAGUUACAUGAUCUAGCUAUGUAGUGCGUAGACAUGAUUGUUUCAUUCAAGAUUUUUGGUUGAAAAAGAGCUGAAGGAGUGACAUAUAUCAGUGAUGCAUCCCUUUUCCAUGUUCUCUCUGGAGCGAGAAGGGCAUGAAUGUGCUUAGGUGGGGUAUGAUAUUCUACUAAUGAAUGAUAUGAUGAUGCUUGAAUCAGUCCAAAUGCGCUUGCUUACCUUCUAUUGUGAAGAGCUUUGAAUCACCUUCAAGAGAAGAGAGAUGUGUUGGUUACCCCUUGUUUUUCUUGCUACGCAAAAUGUCCCAAGAGGUUUGGACAGUGUCCCAUGAGCAAAAAACUUCUGUUGGCAUUACAAGCCUCCUUUCAUGUGAUUCACAUUCCCUAACUGCCAAGCACCAAAAAAAUCCAGCAUCAAUGAUUGAAGUGGUCUGAUUUUAACUUGCUUCGUAGAAGUGCUUCUUUUUUUUGCAUGGUUGUGCUUUGUUUUUGGUGCUGCAUCCCCAAUAUUAUAUAUUUGAUAUAAAGCGCCUGGAGGAUGUUUUCAGGUUUCUGUUGU